Messenger RNA from Blepharisma stoltei, 336 nucleotides. NCBI's taxonomy places the organism in Eukaryota, Ciliophora, Heterotrichea, Heterotrichida, Blepharismidae. The record is from the annotation of a GenBank genome assembly.
AUGUCCAAAAUCCUUAUAAAAUUUAUACAGGAUAAACAGAAAUGGGAAGCAAUGGGGAAAAUUGGACAAAGCUUAAUGAGCCUUGCUAAUCAAGAUGGUGAGAUAUUUGGAUAUUGUGGAGGCCAACUUGCCUGCACAACAUGCAGAGUUUAUAUAGCUAAAAAAUACCAACCUUUACUCCCUAAGCCAACAGAAAUAGAAGAAGAUGUGCUUUGUGAGCUUCCAAAUAACAUAAAUUAUCCUGAAAAAGAUUAUGUAAAACGAAUGUCAUGCCAAUUGAAAUGCACGAGCCAGCUUAAUGGCCUCACGGUGGUGAUUCCUCCGCCAAUUCUUUAA